This is a messenger RNA of Plenodomus lingam JN3, 186 nucleotides long. The record is from RefSeq and is a predicted model, not a curated record. NCBI's taxonomy places the organism in Eukaryota, Fungi, Ascomycota, Dothideomycetes, Pleosporales, Leptosphaeriaceae.
AUGGUGGGGCUGGAUGCGUUUUUCACGGGUGAGGGGGGGAUUGCGGGGGCGCUGGGGAGGUCUCGUUGCGAUGCGCUAGUUUCGUCGGGGCUGGUGUCGACGUUGCAGGUGUUUGCGGCUAAGGCGGGGUCGCUGGUAUUGGCGGUGCCGGUGGGUGUGUGUUUCCGGCUGGGACGAGAGUGGUGA